Molecule: messenger RNA, 2709 nt
Organism: Leptonychotes weddellii (Weddell seal)
Lineage: Eukaryota; Metazoa; Chordata; Mammalia; Carnivora; Phocidae
Source: RefSeq, a predicted model, not a curated record
CGCCCCCAACUUCCCUUUCUAAACACCAGUGACCUGCACGCCUCUCCUUCAUCCCUUCAUGGCCCAGCCUGGUCCCCACUCCCUAACCCUGGCUCCCACCCCCAGCCCCGUGACAUCCAUCAUUGCUGCUGUGGUGGGCAUUCUGCUGGCUGUGGUCGUGGGGCUGGUCCUCGGCAUCCUAAUCAAGCGAAGGCGGCAGAAGAUCCGGAAGUACACGAUGCGGAGGCUGCUGCAGGAAACCGAGCUGGUGGAGCCGCUGACGCCUAGCGGAGCGAUGCCCAACCAGGCUCAGAUGCGGAUCCUGAAAGAGACAGAGCUGAGGAAGGUGAAGGUGCUUGGAUCCGGAGCUUUUGGCACAGUCUACAAGGGCAUCUGGAUCCCUGAUGGGGAAAAUGUGAAAAUCCCAGUGGCCAUCAAAGUGUUGAGGGAAAACACAUCUCCCAAAGCCAACAAAGAAAUUUUGGAUGAAGCAUAUGUGAUGGCUGGCGUGGGCUCCCCAUAUGUGUCCCGCCUUCUGGGCAUCUGCCUGACAUCCACGGUGCAGCUGGUAACACAGCUCAUGCCCUACGGCUGCCUCUUAGACCAUGUCCGAGAGCACCGCGGGCGCCUAGGCUCCCAGGACCUGCUGAACUGGUGUGUGCAGAUCGCCAAGGGGAUGAGCUACUUGGAGGACGUUCGGCUUGUGCACAGGGACCUGGCUGCCCGGAAUGUGCUGGUCAAGAGUCCCAACCAUGUCAAGAUUACAGACUUCGGGCUGGCUCGGUUGCUGGACAUUGACGAGACCGAGUACCACGCGGAUGGGGGCAAGGUGCCCAUCAAGUGGAUGGCGCUGGAGUCCAUUCUCCGCCGGCGGUUCACCCACCAGAGCGAUGUGUGGAGCUACGGUGUGACUGUGUGGGAACUGAUGACUUUUGGGGCCAAACCUUACGAUGGGAUCCCAGCCCGGGAGAUCCCUGACCUGCUGGAGAAGGGGGAGCGGCUGCCCCAGCCCCCCAUCUGCACCAUUGACGUCUACAUGAUCAUGGUCAAAUGUUGGAUGAUAGACUCCGAAUGUCGACCACGGUUCCGGGAGCUGGUGGCCGAAUUCUCCCGCAUGGCCAGGGACCCCCAGCGCUUUGUGGUUAUCCAGAAUGAAGACUUGGGCCCCGCCAGCCCGUUGGACAGCACCUUCUACCGUUCGCUGCUGGAAGAUGAUGACAUGGGGGACCUGGUGGAUGCUGAGGAGUACCUGGUACCCCAGCAGGGGUUUUUCUGUCCAGACCCUGCCCCAGGUGCUGGGGGCCCGGCCCACCACAGGCACCGCAGCUCAUCCACCAGGAGUGGCGGUGGUGAGGUGACACUGGGACUGGAGCCCUCCGAGGAGGAGCCCCCCAAGUCUCCACUGGCACCCUCAGAGGGGGCUGGCUCUGACGUGUUUGAUGGCGACUUGGGAAUGGGGGCAGCCAAGGGGCUGCACAGCCUUCCGCCACAGGACCCCAGUCCUCUACAGCGGUACAGCGAGGACCCUACAGUACCCCUGCCCCCUGAGACUGAUGGCUACGUUGCCCCCCUGACCUGCAGCCCCCAGCCUGAAUAUGUGAAUCAGCCAGAGGUUUGGCCGCAGCCCCCCUCGCCCCUAGAAGGCCCUCUGCCUCCUUCUCGACCUGCCGGUGCCACUCUGGAAAGGCCCAAGACUUUGUCCCCCAAGACUCUCUCCCCUGGCAAGAAUGGGGUUGUUAAAGACGUUUUUGCCUUUGGGAGUGCUGUGGAGAACCCUGAGUACUUGGCACCCCGGGGCAGGGCUCCCCCUCAGCCCCACCCUCCUCCAGCCUUCAGCCCAGCAUUUGACAACCUCUAUUACUGGGACCAGGACCCAUCAGAGCGGGGCUCUCCACCCAGCACCUUUGAAGGGACCCCUACAGCAGAAAACCCUGAGUACCUGGGCCUGGACGUGCCAGUGUGAGCCUUUUGGCCCAAGUCUGCCGAGGCCCCGCUGAACCCUCGGGGAGUAGGGAAGGCCUGACUUCUGGCCUGAGUCGGGAUGAGGCAGGAAAUGGGCCCUUGGCCCACAGCAAGGGGAUCCUGCCAUACCAGGAACCUUCCUUCCUGCUCAAAUCCCAGGUGGCUGAGAGGGGCCCAGCCUGGUUGGUUGAGAGGGCAGCACUGGGGAGUCUUGACCAUCUUUGGAGCACUGCCCCAGCCAACUCUUGGGUCCCAUGGAUGCCACAGCCAGUCUCCUCAUCACAGGGAGCAGCUCAGCCUGGUUCUCUUAUUCUAGAUCUUGACACUGAAGGACGUAGGGAAGCUGGGCCUAGAAGGGGAGGAGGCUCCAAGGGAGUGUCUUAGGAACAAGAGCAACCCAUUCAGAGACUGUCCCUGAGAUCCAGCUCUGCACCCAGGAAGAAGGGAGCAGCAAAGCUGCCCAGAUCCAGUUCUUGUACAGAGUGCUUUUCUUGUUUUGUUUUUACUUUUUUUUUUUUUUUUUUUUAAGAUGAAAUAAGGACUCGGGGAGAGCGGGUAUUGUGGAGGGGGGUGGGACCCUGGGGUUGGGGGAAGGGUGUCCUUUCUCCACACCCACUUUCUCCAUUUGCAAAUAUAUUUUGGAAAACAGCUGGGCACCAGCCUAUGUCUGGGGUGGCUCUGUGCCAACCCUUACUGCUCACCUAACUUACACUCAAGUCAUCUUUUCCUGGAGGAAGUGGCUAGGAAUCAAGAAAGCUUGAAUGAGGA